AUGACAAUACCACAUCUUGAACUUUUAGCAUGUGUUUUAGGAGAACGUCUAGCGAAGUAUGUUGUAGAGGCAUUAUCCUUAGACGAAAUUGAAAAACAUUACUGGUCUGAUUCCACCACAGCUCUGUCAUGGAUCAAGCGCAAUGAUCAAUGGGGAACUUUUGUAGGAAAUCGUGUCAAAGAGAUUUGUGCACUUUCAGAGGAAAGUCAGUGGUCUUACGUGCCAAGCCAGUUAAAUCCAGCUGAUAUACCAUCUCGUGGUUGUACCCCUCAUCAAAUUCUAAAGAAUUCAUGGUGGGAGGGUCCUAACUGGUUAAAGAAUCCGAAGUAUAGUUGGCCACGCCUUGAAAUUAAACCCAAUGAGGCAUUAAUUUCUUCCGAAAUCAGAAAGAAAACUGUAGUAUUAAACGUUAGUGUGAGUACUGAUACAUCUAAGUGGUAUGAAAAAUAUUCUAAAUUUUCAGCAAUUGUAAAAAUUUUAGCAUGGGUUCUAAGAUUUAUUAGAAGCUGUAAGGCAAAAUCUGUAAAUAGAGCAAAAUUCUUGUCUGCAGCCGAGUUAAAAGAUUCAAAAAACACUUUGAGUCUACAAGUUCAACGUGAAAGUUUUUCUCAGACUGGAGAUGUAAUAAAUGGUCUUUCAGUCGUCAGAGAUGAAAUAGGACUGAUAAGAGUGAAAACAAAGAUUCUCGCAAGAGAUGAUGAAUUUGGAUUUAAAUAUCCAAUUCUACUUCCGUCAAAGCAUCAUAUUGUGCAAAGUCUAGUGCUCGAAUACCAUAAAAAGAAUUCUCAUGCCGGUGUUCAAAUGCUCAUGUCAAUGAUUAGAGAAGAAUAUUGGAUUAUUUCAGCUAGACAAACAAUUAGAUCAAUAAUCAAGAAAUGCAUUACCUGCAAGAGAUUCACAACAAAGUCACCUUCAACCAUACCUAUUCAUUUACCUUUAGACAGAGUACGGGAAGCUCGAACUUUCGAAGUCACCAGAAUUGACUUGUGUGGUCCCCUUAUUCUUAGGAAAAGGACUAAAGCCUGGGUGGUGCUGUUUACAUGUGCAGUCUACAGAGCAAUACAUUUGGAGAUCGUGACAUCCUUAAGUGCAGAUUGCUCAUGGUGGAGCGGUUGGUGGGAGAGACUAAUUCGCAUAGUUAAAAUUCUACUUGUUCGAGUUCUUGGUAAGUCGUCUGUUACGUAUGAGGAACUCCUCACAGUUCUUUGCGCCGCAGAAGCCACCGUUAACAACCGCCCGUUAACAUACAUCUUCAACGAUGCAGAUGAGUUGAGGCCUCUAACACCAUCCAACUUUCUCCAAGAUGUAAAAGAGAUUGGAACGGCUGAUCUUGAUGAUUUGGAUAGGAACAAACUGGUAAAGAGAGAACGUUAUUGCCAAGAACUACGUGAACAAUUCAGGCGACGAUUCCGGAAAGAAUACUUAGGUCAGUUGGUGCAAAAAGCUGGCACAUCUGACAAAAUUUUCAAAGUUGGAGAAGUGGUCCUUGUUGGCCCUGAACACCAAAAGAGACUUAAUUGGCCACUUGCAGUGAUUGAAGAACUGUAUUCUGGGAGAGACGGCCAUGUGAGAGUCGUCAAAGUCAAAACUCCACUUGGUCAUCUCGUUCGUCCAGUCAAAAAAAUUUACCCUGUAGAGGUUAAUUCUUCUGGGGAUCCCAUUAUACCAGAUCAACAUACUACUAAUGACCCACCAGCAACAUCACAGAAUGACAUUCCAAUUCAGAAUGAUGUUUCAGCAGCUCCUCGGACGUCAAGAAGCAGCAGAGUAAUCAAGAUACCUAAGAGAUUGGGCUACUGA
Stegodyphus dumicola is the source of this 1800-nucleotide messenger RNA. RefSeq lists its product as uncharacterized. NCBI's taxonomy places the organism in Eukaryota, Metazoa, Arthropoda, Arachnida, Araneae, Eresidae. The record is from RefSeq and is a predicted model, not a curated record.